AUGUCUUCCUCACCUGGCUCUGACCAAGGAGCUGCCCCUCGCCCUCGACAACAACCUGGAUCGGCUUGUGAAGAAUGCCGGCGACGAAAAUUACGUUGUGACCGUCAACAACCACGAUGUGGAGUCUGUGCAGAGACCGGAGUGGAAUGCCAUAUUACUCCGCUCCGGCCACCUCGAGGACCCAAAAGAGGUCAAUUUAAGGCACUUCAAAACCGUGUUGCCGCUCUAGAAAGUCGCCUGACUGAACAGGCAAUUAAUUCAAUAUCAUCCGAGCCUCUGAAAGCAUCAGAGGAAAAUCAAGAGAGGGCUUCACCUGACCUGGAUGGCAAUGCAGAUCCACAAACACACCAUCCUCCUACGCAGACUAAUCUUGAUACUGCUGGCUCGCGUAUACCGGAAUGGAUGCGAGCUGAACUGGAUCAAACAUACUUCGAUAGAAUACAUCCCAUUGCCCCAAUGCUUCAUCAGCGAAGAUAUUUCUCUUGGGCCAGGGUCCCAGGGCAAUCCAUGUCACGAACAUGUCUACAAUAUACUAUGUGGAUUUUGGCGGCUUCGUGCUCUAGGCAAUUUCAGAGCAUUUGCGACAUGCUAUACAAUGAGACUCGGCAGAUGCUCGAGGUACUUGAUACCAGAGAUAGUGAAAUUGAUGGCCUGGAGAUCGAGCAGGUCCAGGCAUGGAUCCUGCUUGUAUUCUACGAGGUUACCAGAAGCCAUUCACGCCGUGGUUGGAUUAGUGCAGGUCGUGCUUUUCGAUUAGUUCAAUUGAUGCGGUUGUUCGAAAUUGAUGGAACUGGGGGGCUAUUGUCACCAUCAAAUACAGAGGACUGGGUCGCGCUUGAGGAAAAGAGGAGGACAUUUUGGAUGGCAUAUCUCUUGGAUCGUUUCAUUAGUGUACAGAACGGACUACCGCUGACACUGAAUGAGCAAGUAAUUCUCACUCGAUUGCCUGCCGGCGAUACCGAGUUCCAAAGUGUACAGCAUGUACAAAUGGGAUUCCUCUCUGAGGAAAUCACCGCAACCACCCCUACUGUUAUGUCACCCUUCGCUGAAUGCAUCAUACUUGCCACUAUUUGUGGGCGAGCAUUGCUGCACAAACACUGCGCUUCCGUUGAGCGUGUCUACGGCCAUACAUCCCAGGAUUUCUGGGAUCGACAUCACUGGAUUAAUAACAUUCUCACACAGAGGAUCACAAUGUUGACCAUGAAAUAUCCCCCGGCGUCUCAACACAUCGACCCGAUGUUAAUUUUUACUGAGAUGGUCGCCAACACAGCAAUUCUUUUCCUUUAUAAAAUCAUUGAGCUGAUGCCUUGCCAAACUCCCAGUAGCUCGGCUAAUGUGAUUGAGUAUAAACAACGAGCGGUAAAGGCGGCUGGUGAGAUUGUCACCAUUACACGAGCACUGUCUCUAUUUACUCAAGCCAAGAUCCACCCUUUCACUCCGAUCUGUCUCUAUAUUUGCGCCGAGUUCUUUACACUGCAUCGAGAAGAUGACACAAAUUCUUUCCUUGAUUUACAGCUCCAUGAAGUCAUGGAGGCCUUGCGAAAUUUACAAUCCGUUAAUAACCUAGCACGGAACUUCCUAUUGAUUUUGGAUUCAGAGUCUAGUCAAUGUCUGUCGAACAGCAAACCCAUAACCUUGGGUUGUGAGACUAUGAAUGGCACUCAACUAUCCUUCGAUCCCUCGACAUUUGAAGUCACGUCCCAAGCGGGACUUGUCUCUCUGGACCUUCAAAACUCAAUAGACGAUAGACAGAUAGACUUUCAUUGGCGGAUGGAAAGUGCGGGAUAUAGUAAUGUAUAG
This is a messenger RNA of Talaromyces marneffei, 1800 nucleotides long. RefSeq lists its product as uncharacterized. Gene Ontology annotation, biological process: DNA-templated transcription; regulation of DNA-templated transcription. NCBI's taxonomy places the organism in Eukaryota, Fungi, Ascomycota, Eurotiomycetes, Eurotiales, Trichocomaceae. The coding region runs from base 1 to 1800 and encodes 599 amino acids. Gene Ontology annotation, molecular function: DNA binding; DNA-binding transcription factor activity, RNA polymerase II-specific; zinc ion binding. Gene Ontology annotation, cellular component: nucleus. The transcript has 5 exons. The record is from RefSeq and is a predicted model, not a curated record.